Molecule: messenger RNA, 4914 nt
Organism: Echinops telfairi (small Madagascar hedgehog)
Lineage: Eukaryota; Metazoa; Chordata; Mammalia; Afrosoricida; Tenrecidae
Gene: CTIF
Product: cap binding complex dependent translation initiation factor
Exons: 10
Coding region: 22-1719 (565 amino acids)
Biological process (GO): regulation of translational initiation
Cellular component (GO): cytosol
Molecular function (GO): RNA binding; protein binding; translation activator activity
Source: RefSeq, a predicted model, not a curated record
CCAGGCGCCCUAGCGGCAGCGAUGGAGAACUCCUCCGCGGCCUCCGCCUCCUCCGAGGCGGGCAGCAGCCGCUCCCAGGAGAUUGAGGAGCUGGAGCGCUUCAUCGACAGCUACGUGCUGGAGUACCAGGUGCAGGGGCUGCUGGCUGACAAGACGGAGGGCGACGUCGAGAGCGAGAAGACGCUGUCCCACAUCUCCCAGUGGACGGCGGACUGCAGCGAGCGGCUGGAUGGCAGCUAUCCCUUCUCCCGAGGACGAGCCCCCCCACAGCAGAACGGCAGCAAAGACAAUGCACUGGACAUGCUGGGCACAGACAUCUGGGCGGCCAACACCUUCGAUUCCUUCAGGUGUGGGAAGGGGAAGCUGGAAGAUGGGGACGGGAUCAACCUGAACGACCUUGAGAAGGUCCUCCCAGCCUGGCAGGGCUACCACCCGACACCACACGAAGCCGAGAUCGCGCACACCAAGAAGCUGUUCCGGAGGCGCAGAAACGACCGGAGACGGCAGCAGAGACCUCCAGGAGGGAACAAGUCUCAACAGCAUGGUGACCACCCACCGGGCAGUGCCAAACACAACAGGGACCACCAGAAGUCCUACCAGGGGGGCUCAGCACCCCCCUCCUCAGGGAGGCCCACCCACCACGGCUACAGCCAGAACCGGCGCUGGCACCACGGCACCAUGAAACACUCUCCUGGCGACAAGGGGGAGGCGGGCGUCCACCGCAAUGCCAAAGAGACCGUGCCCACCGAGGGCCCCAGACUCGAGGACGCCCUGGAAGACGCCGGGCACGGCACCCUCGAGACCCCCUGCAACCCCGAGGGCCCCUGCCCAGUGGCCCCCGAUCGGCUGCCCCCGCAGCAGCCAGGGGUCCCGGAGGCGGAGACAAAGCGCAAGGACAGUAUUAUUCCGGAGCGGCUGGCGGAGCGGCCCAGAGUCACCCUGCUCCAGUCCUCUAAAGACAGGCUGCGGCGCAGGCUGAAGGACAAGGCACCGGAUGAAGUGACCGUGGAGCCCUCCCGCCCGCAGCAGAACAAGAUGGACAAGCUGAUGGAGAUCCUGAACAGCAUGCGGAACAACAGCAGUGACGUGGACGCCCAGCUGGGCACGUUCAUGGAGGAGGCCCAGAGCUCCACCAACUCGGAGCAGAUGCUGGGCGAGAUCGUGAGGACCGUCUACCAGAAGGCCGUGUCCGACCGCAGCUUCACCGUCACCGCCGCCAGGCUGUGCGACAGGAUGGCUCUCUUCAUGGUGGAGGGUACCAAGUUCCGGAGCCUGCUCCUCAACAUGCUCCAGAAGGACUUCACGGUGCGCGAGGAGCUGCAGCGGCAGGACGUGGAGCGCUGGCUGGGCUUCAUCACGUUCCUGUGCGAGGUGUUCGGCGCCAUGCGCAGCAGCACGGGCGAGCCCUUCCGCGUGCUCGUGUGCCCCAUCUACACCUGCCUCAGGGAGCUCUUGCAGUCUCAGGAUGUGAAGGAAGAUGCCGUCCUCUGCUGCUCCAUGGAACUGCAGAGCACUGGCCGGCUGCUGGAGGAGCAGCUGCCCGAGAUGAUGGCAGAGCUCCUGGCCAGCGCCCGAGACAAGAUGCUGUGCCCCUCGGAGUCUACGCUGACCCGGUCGCUGCUCCUGGAAGUCAUCGAGCUCCACGCCAACAGCUGGAACCCCCUGACGCCCCCCAUCACACAGUACUACAACAGAACCAUCCAGAGACUGACAGCCUGACUGCCAGGAGCGCCGGCCGGCGGGCUGCCCACGGGCAGCUGGGGCGCUGCGGCGCAGGGCCAAACGGACAGGCGGGAAGGCAGAGUGGCCCUAGCGGAGAGGAGAAGGUAGUGGGGAGGGGGGUAGGUAGAUCUAGGGUUGGGGGCAGGCUGGAGCUGGGCAGGGAGGGGUCAACCCCUAGAGGAGCCCCCACCCGCACCCCAGCCCAAGCAUGCCACCCUCACCCAGAGGGGUGCUCCUUUCUUUCCACAGUGGCCCCUGCCUUGUCCUCCCGCCCCGGCCCCUUCCCAGCUCACCCUCCCCGCCCCCGCCACGCCUUUGUGCCAGGGCUGCUUCUAGGUGCCUCCUCUCCCGUGGGGCCCAGCUUGGGUCAGACAGGACCUCCGAGCCUGCGAAAGUGGGUCGGAGACGGGCGAGCAUUGUUCCCUAUUCUGUCUGCCUCUGUCGCCAACUGGCAGGAGGCGACAUGUAGCAGAUGUCCCCGAGGACAAAGGCCGGCCGUCCCCACAGCCACUGUAAUUGGGGGCCUUUGUCAGCCACGGGGAGGCGGGUCAGGCUCCCUCCCCCCCUUGCUCCCCCGUCCCCCAGUCACCUUCAUGCUCCACCCACCCAUCCCUCCCCCAGCUCAGGCCUAGGGGGUCCAGCAGGGGGGCAGGGCCCUGACAGUUACAUUUGCACUCUUUUGUUUUAUUGUGUUUUAUUCCCCCCCACCCCACCCCUGAAAGCCGGCUCCUUUGAAGUCUCUUUUCUCAAUGGAAAGAGUCCGUGGUGAGCAUACAUUCCCCUCCGAGAGGGCCCCUGAUUAGCUGGGGGCAGGCCUGGGGCCCUCCGCUAGGAUUCUAGCCACAGACAGCCUGCCAGGAGCCAAUUAGGGUAAUUGGAAACUUCUGCCCCUGCAGGGGUCCGGCUGGAACCCUGUGUUCCACAGCCACUAGCUUCCAGUGGCCCUGCCAUCUCCGGUCAGCUCUGUCCCUCUCCAAGGCGGUCCUGCCCACCGGGCUGCACUCAGGCCGCCCGGCCCCACCGCCCGGCGUCCAGCAGGGGCAGCAGCAUGGCCGGCAGAUGAAAGCCAACGUGCUAAAGGACUGUCCCCAAGCUCAAGCUCCUUCCAGGGAGGAGGUUGGGCCUGGGCUCCCCGGGACCCCCCAGGACGGUGCCAUGGGCCCAGCCUCAUUGCAGGCUGGCUCGGGCAUCUGUCUGUCACUAGGGGGCGGGGCCCCGGUGCAUCAUGGCGGGGAGGGGAGCAGUACUAGUCCUGGGGGCAGGCUGAAGUUUCCUAGAAGGAGCCUGGUGGCAUCCCCGUGCUGAUGGCUGAGGCCCAGGAGCAAGCAGGGAGACUGGCUCCCGGGGAAGAGCUGAUGUCCGUCCAUCCAGCUCUGGUGCCAGGGUCUAGAGCUGACUGGGGGGUAGGGAGGAGCCCCAGGAAGGGACAUCAGCAACCAACGAAUGACCCUCUGGGUCAUUCAGACCCAAUCUGACCGGCCAGGAGAUGAUGGUGGGCCAGGGAGGCUCCCUGUAUUUAUUCUGAGUGGGGUAGGGACAGGGGUCCCCACACCCCCAGGCCUUCCUCAGCACCCUCAGCCUGCCUUGGCCCCACCCCCACCCCCAGGGUGUGAGGCUGCUGGGGACGAGGUGGGGGUGCUGACGGAAACCCCAGGAGGGUGGCCUUCUCCCCCACCCCUUUCUUCGCAAGCUUCCCUUCCUGCUACCCCUCCUCAGCCCAGGCCUUUGAAAGGGACACUGAGGGGCUGGGGGUUCACAGAGGGACACCUGGGACGUGGCGAGGCAGUGCUCAGGGUUUCACCUGUGUCUGCGUGCGGGAGGAGGGGGGGUCUCCCAGCCCCUUCCCUAGGCUCCAAUGCAGGCGUACGGAGGGUGUGCUGGUCCCCGGAGAGGCUGGAAUGGGCUCCCCUCGGUGGUCCUGGCCAGCCCCCCACCCCCCAGACCAAGACGUCAGCGCUCAGAUACAGCGAGAUAGAAACGUGUGUGAGUACGUAGGAGUAUAUUUUUAGUGGCGUGCCGUGCCGUGCCGUGCCACGGCGGCCCCACACACGGGGUCUGCUGGAAGGCGCUUGCUCCCUGGCCCCAUCGAACACCGAUAUCAGCUGCUUCUCCAAAGCUGGCGCCGCCCCCCUGUGUCCCUCUGCUUCCAGACGUGGAAAGGGGGCACUUCAGAACGCUCACCCACGGAAACACCACCAAUGUCUUAUGCGAGGCAGGUCCCCACAGGAGACCCCCUGGGAGACCACGCAGACGGAGCCAGAGGAGACACUGCACCCCACAGGCCUCCCGUCUCCUGGGCCAGGGCCCCCUCUGUGGAGGGCAAGGCCGCACCCCAAGUGACCUCUGAAUGUUAUGGCAGGGCCGGCUGGGUGUCGCGCGGCUGAGGCUUGCGUUCGCUCCCCAGACUCACCUGCCCGAUGCAGACACUGUCCUGCUAAUGAGGCCAGCCCUCCUCCUUAGGGCACCUUUGUCUGUGCUUCCCCCACCCCCACCCCUGCUCCAGGAGGCCUGAGGCUGUGCUGAACCCCUGAAUGUGGCCGGAGACCUCACCACUUCCCUCCCGGCGGGUGGGUGCACACCCCAAACCCAGAUUCCGUCUGCUCCCCCUUCCUUGCCCACUCUGGGAGGGCGUCCUGUCCACCCAUGUCAAUGUCAAUGUUGGCCGCGUCGGUAUUUAUUCUAAUUUUUAUUUUAUUUUCUCCGAGGGAUCGGGGGUGGGGGUGGGGUGGUACCACUGACCAUGCCCUGGGCACCUGCAGAGGCCCCAACAGCCAAGCCACCUGCAGGAACCCCCCCACAGGACCACCCCAACGGGCCUCACAGAGCCAGGCCCAAGACUGUUACCCGCCCCAGACGCAGCCAGGGGGACCUGUGACCUUCCGAAGCCGGCACACUGUUGGGAAACCUCAGACUGGGCCUUGGAGGACUGGUGUCAGAGAAGGCAGCAUCCCCACUGCCCUGGACACUGGAUGGGAAGGGCUGCCCCCACCCCACCCCCAUCCCCUUGGCCUAAGCCAGCCGAGAGCUGGACCUACCUCCCCGGAGCAGGGCCUGGGGCUUCCUGCCCAAGCUGCAGAUGCGUCCUGUUCUCGAGACCACCUUCCCUGCCCCCUCAGCGUGACCUGCUUUCUAGCCGAACCCGAACUGCAAGUGGGUUUCAAACAAAAUAAACACCACCAAAAAGCAAAAGGA